AUGAGUUUGCGUUCUCAUCUCAAGCGCCUCAACUUGUUGUACAAUCGCACUGCCCACAACCUCGUCCUUCCAAUUGUUACCACAACCACACUCGGAGCUAGCGCCCUAAAAAAAGUUGCACCAUGGCUUACCGCUGCGCUCGGCAUUGUGCCCCAACCUAGUGUUAUUUGUCCUAUCCAUAUACUCUUUGUCGUUGUUCUACUGAUCAUCAUGGCUACCGUCUACCUUUCACUCCAUCGUAGAGCUGUAUACCUUGUUGACUAUGCUUGCUUUCGGCCAAGCUCCAACUUAAGAUUAACAAAGGCAACAUUCCUCGAGCAUGCGCGUCUCUCGCCUUUGUUCGAUGAUUCUACAGUCAACUUCAUUGCUACCAUUCUUGAGCGCUCGGGCAUGAGCGAUCAUACAUGUGCCCCACCUGUGCAUCAUUAUAUACAUCCGUAUUGUGGGCUUGAUGAAGCACGCGCCGAAGUAGAGUUGGUCGUCUUCUCUGUCAUUGAUGACCUUAUGGCUAAGACACACAUCAACUGCGGUGCGAUUGGUGCUCUUAUCACGAACUGCAGUGCAUUUAGCCCGGUACCAUCCAUGGCUGACAUGAUUGUGAACAGAUACAAGUUGCGAGGUGAUCUUCGUGUCAUCAACCUCUCUGGGAUGGCGUGCUCUGCAGCGGUGACCUCAGUGGGGCUCGCAAGCAACAUGUUGCAGGUCAUGCCUUGGGGGUCGCAUGUGUUGGUGGUGUCGACGGAGACCAUUGGGCCAUCUUACUAUGGAGGAAAUAACCGCUCCAUGCAGUUGGUUAACAUCUUGUUCCGCAUAGGCGGUGCUGCAAAGUUGUUGUCGACUUCCAGGUCCAUGGCUCGGUUUCGGCUUGGGCAUUUCACGCGGACGAUCACUGCGGCAAACAACGCUGCUUACCAGUGUGUUUAUCAAGAGGAAGAUGACAAGGGCAACCUAGGGAUUGCUCUCUCGAAAGAUCUUAUGGAUGUCGCUAAGGAUGCACUCGAGGCCAAUAUAAUGACAACCGGGCCUCUUGUCCUACCGGCAUCAGAGCUUCUCAAGAUUUUGUUCUUCUAUGUGGCGAAAAAGGUGCUCCAUUGGAGGACGAUCAGGCCAUACAUCCCCAACUUUUCUGUCGCAUUUGAGCAUUUCUGCAUCCAUGUCGGUGGACCAGCAGUUAUCACCUCAGUACAACAUGGUCUUAAUCUAUCAGACAGGAAUGUUGAGCCAUCAAAGAUGACUCUGCAUCGUUUUGGAAACCAGUCGACCUCAUCGGUGUGGUAUGAGUUAUCAUACAUCGAGGCCAAAGGCUGGAUGAAAAAGGGAAACAGGGUGUGGAUGAUCGGAUUCGGUGCAGGGUACGAGUGCAACACUGUUGGGUGGGUGUGUAUACAACCAUCUUCAGGCAUGGAUGGACCCUGGGUUAGCUGCAUCCAUCGUUACCCGGUGGACGUCUCCAAGAAUGGUUAAAUACAUAGGAGUAAUUUGGUCUACUACUAGAUAAUCAAAUAAUAGGACAACACUAUUGGGUGUCCAAUACAUCUUGUGAGUUUUCCAAAAAUA
Aegilops tauschii subsp. strangulata is the source of this 1557-nucleotide messenger RNA. RefSeq names its product 3-ketoacyl-CoA synthase 6-like. Gene Ontology annotation, cellular component: membrane. NCBI's taxonomy places the organism in Eukaryota, Viridiplantae, Streptophyta, Magnoliopsida, Poales, Poaceae. The record is from RefSeq and is a predicted model, not a curated record. Gene Ontology annotation, biological process: fatty acid biosynthetic process. Gene Ontology annotation, molecular function: acyltransferase activity, transferring groups other than amino-acyl groups.